ACCUCUGAUCACAGCAGUCCAGGAAACCAGCUUCACAUGAGGACAGUAAACAUUCUGACAGAUUUUUGCUGAUGGGAUUUGUUGGCCACAGUGAAAGUUGUGCUUUGACAUACAGUUGACUGUUUCAUCACUUCUUAGUCCAGAGAAAUGUUCAGUAAUAAUUAACUGAGCUUGGUCCCUGACUCUUCAUUCUCUGGGUGAUUUUGAUCCCUGACAACAUGGAGGUGAGGUGUCUUGAAUUUGUUCUUCUGCUUUGGGUUCCUGGACUGCUGCAAGCUCAAGGUCCUCAGCCUUGCAGCGCUCCGAGCCUGGAUGCAGGUUUUUUUCUCCCGGUGCAGGAAUCAUAUCCUCAUGGAACAAAGAUCAGUUAUUCCUGCAAUGAUGGAUACAAAGCAGAACGAGGAGGCUGGUGGGGAACAAGCACAUGUUUUGAUGGUAUAUGGUUUGGUACCCCAGCCUGUAUUGAAAAUCCUCCUACCUGCCGUGAGCCUCCAAAAAUAUCCAAUGCCACCAUAAUUAAUCUGGAUUUUCAGGACGUAUUUACUCAAAACACAGAAGUGGUGUAUCAGUGUAAGGACGGACAUACGACAAAGGAAGGAGCCACCAAGAAAUCUGUCUUUUGUAGAGCUGGAGUUUGGACAGAUGUCCCAACAUGUGCACCUUCUACUGGACCCGGUCAUCCUACUGUUACAUCCAUCGAUAAUUGUGGAGCGUUCCCUCAGGUUCCAAACGGACUUGCUGAGCCACAUGAGCGACUUCAUUUGAAAUACACGUGUCAGGACUAUUACAAGUUAGUGGGUCCUGACACAGUGGUGUGUCACAGAGGAGGCACGUGGUCCGAAGUCCCGACAUGUAAAGUGGAUUUCUGUCGUCUGAACACUGCAGAGUAUCCUGACCUAUUAGAUACUACCUAUCCAUUUAUCAGAAAUGGGGACACGGAGAGCCGGAGAUGUGUUGACAAAUGGACGUUUACCACCUACGCUCUGGUUCGGUGCAUCGAAAUGAAACUCAGUGUAUCCAGAUGUUGCAACAUGUUCCAGAUAAGACAGGAUCAGUGCUGAGACACCAUUGGGAAAAGAUCUGGUUCUCUUGGGCUGAACUGAUGGACUGACAACAAAUGGAAACAUGAACCCAUUUGAAACAACUUGAUAUUGAAUGUGUUGCUAACGGCCAGGCUGGAUAUUUUCAUUCUGUUCUACCACAGUAUAGCAUGUUCUGUAUUUAGAUUGUUCCAGUAGCAUUUCUAUAGUUUUGCGUUUCAUAGAGAGAAUUGUAAAAAACCUCUGUCUGACUUCGUCUCUGUGGCCUGCAACAGCCAUGUGGGUAUUACAUAAAGAACUGAGAGUGGGGGGGCAUCUUGUGGGGAGAUCAUGCCGCCCACCCCACAAGAUGCCCUGGGCAGUUGCCCAUGUUGCCCAUAUCAGAAACCCCCAUUGUUCAUGGGAGUCAACUGUACUGCACUGGAAUCAGAACCACAAUCUCUGGAAAUAAGGCAUAAUCAUAAUCUACUUUUUCCUUUAGGAAUAUUAAUUACCUGAGAGACCAACAGCAUCUAUUAGAUCUUAUCUGAUAGAUAUUUGUGGAUCUGAUUUGUUUGCCAGAGUGAAACUGAUCCUUUGACAUAAAGUUGACAAUUUCUUCACUUCAUUUUUUAGAGAAAAAGUCCAGCAUCAUUUCAAGCUUGUCUUAAUCAGAGUACCUUGCAAAAACUAUUAAAAAUUAAUUGGGUAAUUUUUUUUUUUACAUAUUUGUUAAAACUGAUAUUAUAGCACUGUUGCCUUGCAGCAAGAAGGUCCUGGGUUCAUUUCCCGGCCCGGGGUCUUUCUGCAGGGAGUUUGCAUGUUCUCCAUGUGCAUGGUGGGUUCUCUUUGGGUUCUCUGGGUUCCUCCCAGAGUCUAAAAACAAUGACUGACAGGUUAAUUGGUUUCUCUAAAUUCUCCCUAGGUGUGUGUGUGUGUGUGUGUGUGUGUGUGUGUGUGUGUGUUGCCUCUUCAACAUGUCGAGACAAACCAAAGUUUUGAGGUAUAUCAGCUUUUUUACCCCUUUGUCUUUGGAGUUGUAAACAUGGAUGUUGAAGUCUCCACCAGAAUUAGAGAAUCUUAAUCAAUACAUAAAACAAGUAAGAGUUCAAUAAAGUCAUUGAAAAAUCUUUCCACAUAUUUUUGGAUUUGAUAGCUGCUGCAGGCAUUCACUGAAGUUAAUUACCAGAUUAUAAGAUAUAAAGUCCAUCAGUACCUGUUAGUAUUGUGGUGUUUUCUAAAGCCAGUUCAUCUCCAGUGUUUGGUGUUUGCUCAAUCCCGACCUCUGAUCACAGCAGUCCAGGAAACCAGCUUCACAUGAGGACAGUAAACAUUCUGACAGAUUUUUGCUGAUGGGAUUUGUUGGCCACAGUGAAAGUUGUGCUUUGACAUACAGUUGACUGUUUCAUCACUUCUUAUUCCAGAGAAAUGUUCAGUAAUAAUUAACUGAGCUUGGUCCCUGACUCUUCAUUCUCUGGGUGUUUUUGAUCCCUGACAACAUGGAGGUGAGGUGUCUUGAAUUUGUUCUUCUGCUUUGGGUUCCUGGACUGCUGCAAGCUCAAGGCCCUCAGCCUUGCAGCGCUCCGAGCCUGGAUGCAGGUUUUUUUCUCCCGGUGCAGGAAUCAUAUCCUCAUGGAACAAAGAUCAGUUAUUCCUGCAAUGAUGGAUACAAAGCAGAACGAGGAGGCUGGUGGGGAACAAGCACAUGUUUUGAUGGUUUAUGGUUUGGUAUCCCAGCCUGUAUUGAAAAUCCUCCUACCUGCCGUGAGCCUCCAAGAAUAUCCAAUGCCACCAUAAUUAAUCUGGAUUUUCAGGACGUAUUUACUCAAGACACAGAAGUGGUGUAUCAGUGUAAGGACGGACAUACGACAAAGGAAGGAGCCACCAAGAAAUCUGUCUUUUGUAGAGCUGGAGUUUGGACAGAUGUCCCAACAUGUGCAGGUUCCUGUGUGUUGGAUCUGAGUAGAUUGAAUAUUGGUCAAACUAUACAAAUCAACAUGGAGGAUGGAGAGAAAAAGUGGAUUGAAUGUACACAGUGGAAAGAACACUGGAUGGUUGCAAGGUGCUCUAAUGGAAAAAUAGAAGCAACCAGUUGUUGCAGCAGGGAAACCCUUAGACUAAACCGUUGCUGGUUUAACUUGAUGCAGUAACAUUUCCCGGCUUUGGAUUCAUCCACCGCAAGCAGAGAAGGAAGUGACAUCAGAGAUACUUCUGACAGAAACAGAAGUAUCUCUGGAAGGAAACUUUUUCUUUUUUUUAGUUAAUUUCUGUUGAUUGUUGGUUGACAGCAACUAUAAAAUGCUUGACUUUGUCUAAAAAUAAAAUGUUUCGACAACCUUCA
This is a messenger RNA of Gambusia affinis (western mosquitofish), 3360 nucleotides long. RefSeq names its product complement factor H-like. The record is from RefSeq and is a predicted model, not a curated record. The transcript is spliced from 13 exons. The coding region runs from base 219 to 1061 and encodes 280 amino acids. Lineage: Eukaryota; Metazoa; Chordata; Actinopteri; Cyprinodontiformes; Poeciliidae.